GCGUAACAGUUGUGUUGUAUAAUUAUUCCUUGUUUUGCACUAUUAGCCAGUGAAUACCCGAGUUGCUUGAAAAUUGGGGUAAAUAACAGAAUCUGUUUUUGGAACGAGCUCAUUGCUAGAGUAGGAAUUAAAGACGGGGGACGAAGAGAAGCUGAAAAUUGUAAUUUUGAAGCUCACCUGUUUAACAGGACUGUCCUGUCCUACAAAUCUUUUGACUAAAAUGUUGCAGUAGUGCCUUAUUGGUCUUGUUAUUCUAUACAUGUAAAAAAUAUGAAUAUUAUGACGCAAAGGAAGCUAGAAAAAUUAGACGUAAGUACAGAGAGCAGGUAAUACCAGAAACACUCUCGCCACCAAAUCCAUUGAAACAGGCAAUGGUUGCACAUGUUUGAGAACAAGUUCGAAGCCAAAAGAGGGUAAAAGACAGCAAGUUGACAAGGUCGUAACUGUUCAUAUUAGGUGCGUUGGAGAAAGAGUGGUUGGGCUGGAUUCAUCGUAUAAAUAACAGAGAUUUGUAAUUUGAGUAUAGUAUAGCAUCAAUGGCUCUAUCAAAAAUUACUUUCUGUUUAUUUAUAAUUACAGUUCUGUCAUCAUCGGCUACAAUAUCUGUAGCUCACCCAGGUAUUGGCUGGGGUGGCAAUGGUGCUUUUGGUUUAUUUCCUGCAUUUUAUGAAUUUUCAUGUCCUCAAGCCAAUGACAUAGUCAUGUCUGUUCUGCAAGAGGCUAUUUCCAGAGAACCCAGGAUGGCUGCUUCUUUGCUUAGGCUCCAUUUCCAUGAUUGCUUUGUCCAGGGCUGUGAUGCAUCAGUAUUGCUGGAUGACAGUGCAACAGUAGUGAGUGAAAAGAAUUCUGGACCAAACAAAAACUCCCUCAGAGGAUUCGAUGUGAUUGAUGAGAUGAAGAACAAGUUAGAAGAAGUUUGCCCUCAGACUGUCUCUUGUGCUGAUAUUCUUGCCUUGGCGGCGCGUGGAUCAACUCUACUCAGCGGCGGACCCAAUUGGGAACUGCCACUUGGAAGGAGGGACUCGAAGACUGCAAGUCUGAGCGGCUCAAACAAACUUAUUCCACCGCCCAACUCCACCAUCGGAAACCUCAUAGCCUUUUUCAAGCGUCAAGGCCUUAACGUGGUUGAUCUUGUUGCUCUCUCAGGAGCGCACACAAUUGGAGUAGCAAGGUGCGUGACAUUCAAGCAAAGACUAUACAACCAAAACGGAAACAAUGAGCCAGACGAGACACUAGAGAAAACAUACUACAGAGGACUAAAAUCAGCGUGUCCAAAAUCCGGCGGCGACAAUAACAUCUCACCAUUAGAUUUUGGGUCACCGGUGAGAUUUGACAACACCUACUUCAAGCUCAUUUUGUGGGGAAAAGGGCUGCUUACAUCAGAUGAAGUUCUUUAUACGGGAAACGCCGACAAGACUAUGAAUCUGGUUAAGACUUACGCUGAGGACGAACAGCUUUUCUUUGACCAAUUUGCUAAGUCCAUGAUUAAGAUGAGCAACAUUCGUCCUCUUACUGGUUAUAGUGGUGAAGUUAGAAAGAACUGUCGCUCUGUUAACUGAAGUCAUUACGUGUAAAACCGGGUUAAUGUGCUUAAUUAUUAUGUAAUGCCACUUCUAAUUAUGGCGAAUCCUGUAGAAGUUUGUUUA
Molecule: messenger RNA, 1646 nt
Organism: Mercurialis annua (annual mercury)
Lineage: Eukaryota; Viridiplantae; Streptophyta; Magnoliopsida; Malpighiales; Euphorbiaceae
Product: peroxidase 9
Exons: 4
Coding region: 537-1559 (340 amino acids)
Biological process (GO): response to oxidative stress; hydrogen peroxide catabolic process
Molecular function (GO): peroxidase activity; heme binding
Source: RefSeq, a predicted model, not a curated record